This is a messenger RNA of Penaeus chinensis, 1664 nucleotides long. RefSeq names its product tenascin-like. Lineage: Eukaryota; Metazoa; Arthropoda; Malacostraca; Decapoda; Penaeidae. The transcript is spliced from 9 exons. The record is from RefSeq and is a predicted model, not a curated record. Bases 437 to 1204 code for a protein of 255 amino acids.
UUAUUUCAGAUGGUUACCCGCCUGCCUUUGUUAGGGUAGGAUCAAACAAUGGAACGCUGAAUGUUUCCUCUAUAGGCCCCAGAACAUGAGGAUGGAGGUUGCUAUGGUGGGUCUGUGCUCACCAUAUUUACGGCAUGAACAGAAUGCAGCGCCCAUUUCACCGGAAACCACAACCACUAUCGGCACACCCAGGACCUUACAGCUUGCGAUGUACGGAAAGUGGCGGCGUCCCUAAGGUCUUUCGAUCUGAUGGGGGAACAACGGCACGGUGGCUAAAAGCACGGAAUACUUGGGGGGAAAUAAUUAGAAGAGACCUUAGGAUAGCUCACUGAAACAAAAUAAUCUUCAGGAGUCAAGAAAAUACAUUUGGAUCUGUGUGUUGAAGCUGUGUACCUCUUGAGAAAUUGACCCACAACCAUUUUUAAAUACUGAGACCAUGAGGAAGUUUGGCAGAAACAUUGUCCUGAUAUUGGCUGCUGUGUACAUCAGCAUAACAAAUGGGGAAAUUGGCGCAAAAUGCACUAAUUCCCUUAAUUGUCCAGGUGAUGAAUCGUGUGUGGACCACCACUGUCACUGCUCAGACAUUGAAUAUUCAAAGUCACUUUACCCAGUGUGUAGUCAUUGGAGGUCUCAUAAUUUAUGUGGAUCUCUUGACGAUUGCGGGAGAAACUCUAAGUGUAUUAACUUUCAGUGUAUGUGUGAUGAGGGCUACUACCGGAUAGAUUCUUCCUGUCGUAAAGGACAAUUACAGCCAGUGAUGGGGAUCUGCAGAGAAGAAGGUCAAGCAGUAUGGUUAUGUGAUGUCAGCAAACAUUCUGUAUGCAUAAGUAACAUCUGUGUUUGUUCAAAGGGUUACGUCCCAACCUCAGAUGGAUUAUGCAAGCCACAGGAAUCAUACAUGAAGAAUUAUAGUCUCUCUGAAUAUCACGUCAAACCUGGAGAAUACUGCAGAGAUUCUGCAAAUUGUAUUGAAGGACUAGCAUGUGAGGGAUUUAAAUGCAGGUGUCCCACUACUUGUAGGUAUGACCAAAGAAAAGAAGUUUGUGACUGUGGGGAGGUUGAAUCGCAGGUAGGACCAAUUAUGAUUGGCGUUUUACUUGGCUUGAAUAUCAUUUUAUUCUGGGGCUAUACAAUCAAGAGAACCAUAAGGAAACACAAGGAAAUGAUGAGACAGUUUUCGUCUCUCCCAGCAGAUGAUAACUAGUAUGUGCCACCAGUUAGAAGGAGAUAAUAAUUGAAAACAUUACCUAAAUUUCUAUAGAUAAAUAUUCUUAAAUGCUACCACUCAGUAAAUAUAUAACUGGUUUGUUUCUUUUUGCAUAGGUGACCAGGAUUAACUUGUCCAUCCCCUGGUCACUAAUUUAUGGGUGUAUCCUGCAUGGCUGUUGAUAACACUUGAUAGCAAUCCACUUCUUUCAUUGAUUUAUAAGGUCUUUCAGUUCUUCACUCUGCUCUCCUCUAUAGUGAAUAUGCAAACAGUGUUUCCAUGUAAAGAUUUUCCAUUGACAUUCUUCUGCCACUUAGUAAUAAGUCUUAUGACAGGAGUUUGGAUGGAAUCCUCUCAAAACUGUGGGCAGAAAAUAAUGUUUAAAAAGGAAAGAUAUUGAUAGCUGAUAUUAAAUGCAUUGUAAACAGUAUCCAUUAAAGUUAAAUUUUGGACUGCA